Molecule: messenger RNA, 1430 nt
Organism: Phoenix dactylifera (date palm)
Lineage: Eukaryota; Viridiplantae; Streptophyta; Magnoliopsida; Arecales; Arecaceae
Product: F-box/kelch-repeat protein At3g06240-like
Molecular function (GO): protein binding
Source: RefSeq, a predicted model, not a curated record
AUGCAUUUCCCAGAGAACAACAAAAUUAGGAUUCGGAGAGACUGUGGGCAGCAAGAGUUAGCAAACAAGAAAGUCAAGAAGAUACCACCAAAUGUUAUGGCUGAAAUACUUUCAAGACUUCCUACAAAAUCUGUUGCGAGAUUCAGAUCUGCUUCCAAGCUUUGGAAUUCUUUAACCUGCGAGUCUAGUUUUGCUCUCCAGCAGUUUAAAAAUGGACCUAACAAGAAUAGGCCGAGUGUCCUUAUUCUGAACUGGCGAUGCAACAUCGAGUUCUCCUUGAAUCAGUUCGAGGAAGGUAGGCCGCUUUCUGAGAAGUUAUAUUGUAUAGGUCCAAAACGGCUUCCAUGCUAUGUCAUGACAAAUUCCUGCAAUGGUUUGAUCUGUGUUCUGGGGCUCAGGAGUGCUGUUAUGGUAAACCCUGGCACCGGGGAGGUUAUGAUGCUUCCUGAAGGCACCAUAGGCUGUAACGUUCACAAAUUACCAGUCAGUGGUGGGUUAGGUUUUGAUAUCUCCACAGGUGAAUAUAAAGUGGUUCGGUUUGUUCAUUGUCUGGAUCGAACUGUGGCAAGUGAGGUCCUUACUCUAGGCUCAGAGUCAUGGAGAAGAAUCAGCAAUGCCCCCUUACAAGACACUGUUAGGCCACCUGUUGUAGUAAAUGAAGCCAUACAUUGGACAGCAAAGUGUGAUAGGCAUGAUGGCCCAGAAGUUGCUGUUUCAUUUGAUAUAAGACAUGAAACUUUUGAUGUGAUAAUGCAUCCAGAGGGCAGCCACUCGAUUACUGAAUCAUCAAGGGUUGGGAGAACGGUAUCAGUUGUUGGGGAGUUAGCAGGAUAUUUAUGUGUCUCUGAUAAGAACACUUUAACUUCCCAAAUGGACAUAUGGAUUCUCAUGGACUAUAGUCAGCGGAGGUGGAUAAAGCAAUACAGCAUCAAUUUGCAGGCAAUGGAGAACCGUUCAUGGGAUUAUGUUCGUGUCGUGAAACCCCUGACCAUCCGUGAUGGGAACAUUUUGUUGACAGAUGGACGUGGUAGGUUUGAUUAUUACGAUCCCGGGAGCGAAAGCUUUCGCAUGAUAAUGCAUGAUUCUGCUGCUGCUGGAUAUACUACUCUUCAUGUGGAAAGCCUUGUUUCACCUGCAGCGGCUCGACAUGGCACUGGCUUAGUUUAUGGGCAUGGUAAUCUUGAUGCAGAAAAUUAAAUCUCGCUCGGAGCUGCUCGGCGGUGCAUGGGCAGGGGAAUGCUAUGGAAGAUCAUUGUUGAGGAGUGGUCUGCAUGGGGAAAGCAUAGAUGGCAGAGCAUCACUUGCAUGCACAGGACGCUCUCAUGGCCCAGAGAGAUGUAGGACAGCAUGCGAGAAGCUACAGCCUAAAAGUUAGUUUCCUAAUUACUGAGACUGCCUGAAAUUAGUCAUGUCUUGCACAUCAUGCUAUC